Coregonus sp. 'balchen' is the source of this 20459-nucleotide messenger RNA. The record is from the annotation of a GenBank genome assembly. Lineage: Eukaryota; Metazoa; Chordata; Actinopteri; Salmoniformes; Salmonidae.
GACAUUGCUACCAUGCAGCUGUGUGCCAACAAGCUGGACAAGAAGGACUUCUUUGGGAAGUCUGACCCCUUCCUGGUCUUUUACAGAAGUAACGAGGAUGGAACGUGAGAGUAGCUUCUGAGGAAAUGUCCUAGUUUCCUAGCAUACAUGUUUUCCUAUGCUUUACAACAGUAUGCAACGUAUGUCUGUGUGUUCGGUUCUAGCUCUGAGGAUCAUAUGUCCUCAUCUUGGGAUUGUUUCUAGUGAUUGCUAGUGAUAUCACCUAAGUACAUUGUGAGUUCCUCUCUGUAACUUUCUCUACUACUCUGUUCCAGGUUCACUAUCUGUCAUAAGACGGAGGUGGUUAAGAACACACUGAACCCUGUGUGGCAGCCCUUCACCAUCCCAGUGAGGGCCCUUUGUAACGGCGACUAUGACAGGUUAGAGUGGAGAGGACAGAGGGACAGUAUGCUUUAGGUUGCAUGACCAAUGAUUGUCCUUCAGGCUGGGGAUGUGACUGUCUAUGACUGUGUUGUAUGAUAGGAUUGUGGUCAUACGCACAUCCUUAAAAAAAACAUAGGUGCUGAGCUAAUGAAGUAAACUAGAACAGACAGACAGGCCCGCACACUGAAUAUGCUCCCAGUUACCUUUAUUGACAGCGUUUCGAUCCACAAGGAUCUUCGCCAGGUCAGGUAUGUUGUAUGAUAUCAAUAGGAUUGAAACAUUGGGACACUGUCUGGGGGAACCAAUGGGGAACCUCUACAGUACUGAGCAGCAGGAUGAUGAUUUCAACUGUCAGUCACUGGGGCGAUCAGAAUAAUGCCAGCAGUCGGCCUUGGUUUCCCAGGGGCCAGCACUGGUGUUAUUGGGAUUGACUCGGAGUUACCACACCACGUUACCACACCACGUUACCACACCAUUCACUGUCAACGAUGCUGAUGGAGUCUCUGUGAGUCAAUGUUGUGUUGACAGGACAUCAGCCUACCUCUCAUGGACAUGUAUCAGCGUGACACCUUUUCUUUAGAAGGAAUAGGUCUAUGGUGGUUGUGUCAAAGGUCAUGUUGUCUAAUGAAAUACAGUGAGCUCUGAAAGUAUUGGAACAGUGACACAUUUUUUGUUUUUUUUGGCUCUGUACUCCAGCACUUUGGAUUUGACAUUAUACAAUGACUAUGAGGUUAAAGUGCAGACUGUCAGCUUUAAUUUGAGGGUGUUUUCAUCCAUAUCGGGUCCAUAUCAUCCAUAUUUGGUCCCCUAAAAUAGGGGGGACUAUGUACAGAAAGUGCGGUAAUUUCUUAACGGUUCACCUGAUAUGGAUGGAAAUACCCUCAAAUUAAAGCUGACAGUCUGCAUUUUAACCUCAUAGUCAUUGUAUCAUUUCAAAUCCAAAGUGCUGGAGUACAGAGCCAAAACAACAACACAUGUGUCACUGUCCCAAUACCUUUGGAGCUCUCUGUACAUUUUUUGAAAUGUUUUUUUUCUGUUUCCCUCCUAGAACAGUGAAGGUGGAUGUGUAUGACUGGGACAGAGAUGGAAGGUAAUUUUAGUGCACUUUUUGAUUUACACAUGAAUGUCUAAUGCUUUGUAAAUGUGUCUCAUGCUGUCAGUUAUUCUUCCCUGUAGCCACGAUUUCAUUGGUGAGUUCACCACAAGUUACAGAGAUUUCUCGCGUGGACAAAACCAGUUUAAUGUCUAUGAGGUGAGCCACAAAUGUUUGUUCAUUUUCAGUAACAUACAGUGCAUUUGGAAAGUAUUCAGACCCCUAAGACUUUUCCCACAUUUUGUUACGUUACAGCCUUCUUCUAAAAUGGAUUAAAUAAAACAAUGUCCUCAUAAAUCGACACACAAUACCCCAUAAUGACAAAGCGAAAACAGGUUUUUAGACAUUUUUGCAAAUGUAUUAAAACUUUAAAACAGAAAUACUUUAUUUACAUAAGUAUUCAGACCCUUUGCUAUGAGACUCGAAAUUGAGCUCAGGUGCAACAUGUUUCCAUUGAUCAUCCUUCAGAUGUUUCUACAACUUGAUUGGACAUGAUUUGUAAAGACACACACCUGUCUAUAUAAGGUCACACAGUUGACAGUGCAUGUCAGAGCAUUAACCAAGCCAUGAGGUCGAAGUAAUUGUCCGUAGAGCUCCGAGACAGGAUUGUGUCGAGGCACAGAUCCGGGGAAGGGUACCAAAAAAUUUCUGCAGCAUUGAAGGUCCCCAAGAACACCAUGGCCUCCAUCAUUCUUAAAUGGAAGAAGUUUGGAACCACCAAGACUCUUCCUAGAGCUUGCCGCCCGGCCAAACUGAGCAAUUGGGGGAGAAUGGUCUUGGUCAGGGAGGUGACUAAGAACCCGAUGGUCGCUUUAACAGAGCUCCAGAGUUCCUCUGUGGAGAUGGGAGAACCUUCCAGAAGGACAACCAUCUCUGCAGCACUCCACCAAUCAGGCCUUUAUGGUAGAGUGGCCAGAUGGAAGCCACUCCUCAGUAAAAGCCACAUGACAGCCCGCAUGGAGUUUGCCAAAAGGCACCUAAAGGUCUCUCAGACCAUGAGAAACAAGAUUAUCUGGUCUGAUGAAACCAAGAUUAAACUCUUUGGCCUGAAUGCCAAGUGCCACAUCUGGAGGAAACCUGGCACCAUCCCUACUGUGAAGCAUGGUGGUGGCAGGAUCAUGCUGUGGGGAUGUUUUUCAACGGCAGGGACAGGGAGACUUGUCAGGAUCGAGGGAAAGAUAAACUGAGCAAAAUACAGAGAGAUCCUUGAUGAAAACCUGCUCCAGAGCACUCAGGACCUCAGACUGGGGCGAAGGUUCACCUUCCAACAGGACAACGACCCUAAGCACACAGCCAAGACAACGCAGGAGUGGCUUCGGGCCAGAGGCCAGACUUGAACCCGAUCGAACAUCUCUGAAGAGACCUGAAAAUAGCUGUGCAGCGAUGCUCCCCAUCCAACCUGACAGAGCUUGAGAGGAUCUGCAGAGAAGAAUGAGAGAAACUCCUCAAAUACUUGUAACGUCAUAUCGAAGAAGACUCGAGGCUGUAAUUGCUGCCAAAGGUGCUUCAAUAAAGUACUGAGUAAAGGGUCUGAAUACAUAUGUAAAUGUGAUAUUUUAUACUAAUUUUCUUUAUACAUUUGCACAAAUUUCUAAAAACCUGUUUUUGCUUUGUCAUUAUGGAGUAUUGUGUGUAGAUUGAUGAGGGGGGAAAAACGAUUUAAUCAAUUUUAGAAUAAGGCUGUAACGUAACAAAAUGUGGAAAAAGUCAAGGGGUCUGAACACUUUCCGAAUGAACUGUACACCAGUAUAUGCAUAUGUGAUUACUAUUGUCAUGAACAUCCUUUCAGUUUUGUUGAUGUUAUGUUGUACCUUGACUAGAUGUGUACAUCCACAUUAUAUAAAUAUCUACCGCAAGCAUCUUCCGUUCAUAAUGCUUUUUUUUAUCCAUUAUUUUAUUUUCCAUAAACCAGGUUCUAAAUCCCAAGAAGAAGGGCAAGAAAAAGAAAUACAUUAACUCCGGCACGGUAAGUACCUCCCUCCUAUCUGCCUGUCAGCUUCACCAUUGUAAUGAUUUAUAUGAGUCACUAUUGUCAUCCUACUAUCCUUCUCCCCACCCCCACACCAUCACCACUAUCAUCAGGUAACACUGCUGUCCUUCAAAGUGGAGUCAGAAUAUACGUUUGUGGAUUUCAUCCGAGGCGGGUGAGUGGAAUGUUAAUUAGCCCAGUGUUCAUUAAGCCUAUGCCUGUGUGGAUAAACAGGAAACCCUCCUGACUCCAGGCCUUGGACAUGGAGCUAUUACUUCACACUGCUACAUUCAACCAGUUAGUCAAUUAGGGCCAUGGCCAUAGUAAUAUAACAACUACUCAAUAAACUAUUGAUCAACGUCCUGGUUGAAGAGGUUUGGUCCUUGGAUGGCAGUAUUCUAAUUUGGAUCAAGUUGAUCUUUUUAAUGUUUUUCAACCCCUUCUUUCCCAACAGGACACAACUCAACUUCACAGUAGCCAUCGAUUUCACUGCUUCUAAUGGUAAGUGGAGCUCAGGGCGGUCAUUGGCCAUAUAAAAACAUUUACACAUACAGUAGAUUAAUUUCAAAUGCAAAUGUAUCCUAAUUACACAACAUGACCAAAAGUAUGUGGACACCUACCGUCGAACAUCUCAUUCCAAAAUUAUGGGCAUUUUAUGCUGUAGCGUUAAGAUUUAUCUUCACUGUAACUAAGGGGGCUAGCCCGAACCAUGAAAAACAGCUCCAGCCAACAAACUUAACAGUUGGCAUUAUGCAUUGGGGCAGUUAACGUUCUCCUGGCAUCUGCCAAACCCAGAUUGGUCUGUCAGACUGCCAGAUGGUAAAGAGUGAUUAAUCACUCCAGAGAAUGUGUUUCCACUGCUACUGAGUCCAAUGGCGGCGAGCUUUACACCACUCCAGCCGACACUUGGCAUUGCACAUGGUGAUCUUAGGCUCGCGUACUGCUUCUCGGCCAUGGAAACCCAUUUCAUGAAGCUCCAGACGAACAGUUCUUGUGCUGAAGUUGCUUCCAGAGGCAGUUUGGAACUCGGUAGUGAGUGUUGCAACCGAGGACAGACGAUUUUUACACACUACGCGCUUCAGCACUCUGCGGUCCCGUUCUGUGAGCUUGUGUGGCCUACCACUUCGCGGCUGAGCCGUUGUUGCUCCUAGACGUUUCCACUUCACAAUAACAGCACUUACAGUUGACCGGGGCAGCUCUAGCAGGGCAGAAAUUUGACAAACUGACUUGUUGGAAAGGUGGCAUCGUUUGACGGUGCCACGUUGAAAGUCACUGAGCUCUUCAGUAAGGCCAUUCUACUGCCAAUGUUUUUCUAUGGAGAUUUCAUGGCUGUGUGCUCGAUUUUAUACACCUGUCAGCAACUGUUGUGGCUGAAAUAGCGGAAUCACUCAUUUGAAGGGGUGUCCGCAUACUUUUCUAUAUAUAUAUAUAUAUAUAUACACAGUUGAAGUCGGAAGUUUACAUACACCUUAGCCAAAUAUAUUUAAAUCCAGUUUUUCACAAUUCCUGACAUUUCAUCCUAGUAAAGAUUCCCUGUCUUAGGUCAGUUAGGAUCACCACUUUAUUUUAAGAAUGUGAAAUGUCAGAAUAAUAGUAGAGAGAAUUAUUUAUUUCAGCUUUUAUUUCUUUCAUCACAUUCCAGAAGUUUACAUACACUCAAUUAGUAUUUGGUAGCAUUGCCUUUAAAUUGUUUAACUUGGGUCAAACGUUUCAGGUAGCCUUCCACAAGCUUCCCACAAUAAGUUUGGUGAAUUUUGGCCCAUUCCUCCUGACAGAGCUGGUGUAACAGGUUUGUAGGCCUCCUUGCUCGCACACUCUUUCAGUUCUGCCCACAAAUUUUCUAUAGGAUUGAGGUCAGGGCUUUGUGAUGGCCACUCCAAUACCUUGACUUUGUUGUCCUUAAGCCAUUUUGCCACAACUUUGGAAGUAUGCUUGGGGUCAUUGUCCAUUUGGAAGACCUAUUUGCGACCAAGCUUUAUCUUCCUGACUGAUGUCUUGAGAUGUUGCUUCAAUAUAUCCACAUAAUUUUCCUUCCUCCUGAUGCCAUCUAUUUUGUGAAUUGCACCAGUCCCUCCUGCAGCAAAGCACCCCCACAGCAUGAUGCUGCCACCCCUGUGCUUCACGGUUGGGAUGGUGUUCUUCGGCUUGCAAGCAACCCCCUUUUUCCUCCAAACAUAACGAUGGUCAUUAUGGCCAAACAGUUCUAUUUUUGUUUCAUCAGACGAGAGGACAUUUCUCCAAAAAGUACAAUCUUUGUCCCCAUGUGUGUUGCAAACCGUAGUCUGGCUUUUUUAUGGCAGUUUUGGAGCAGUGGCUUCUUCUUUGCUGAGCGGCCUUUCAGGUUAUGUCGAUAUAGGACUUGUUUUACUGUGGAUAUAGAUACUUUUGUACCUGUUUCCUCCAGCAUCUUCACAAGGUCCUUUGCUGUUGUUCUUGGAUUGUUUUGCCCUUUUCACACCAAAGUACGUUCAUCUCUAGGAGACAGAACGCGUCUCCUUCCUGAGCGGUAUGACGGCUGCGUGGUCCCAUGGUGUUUAUACUUGUGUAUUAUUGUUUGUACAGAUGAACAUGGUACCUUCAGGCGUUUGGAAAUUGCUCCCAAGGAUGAACCAGACUUGUGGAGGUCUACAAAUGUUUUUUCUGAGGACUUGGCUGAUUUCUUUUUAUUUUCCCAUGAUGUCAAUGAAAGAGGCACUGAGUUUGAAGGUAAGCCUUGAAAUACAUCCACAGGUACACCUCCAAUUGACUCAAAUGAUGUCAAUUAGCCUAUCAGAAGGUUCUAAAGCCAUGACAUCAUUUUCUGGAAUAUUCCAAGCUGUUUAAAGGUACAGUCAACUUAGUGUAUGUAAACUUCUGACCCACUGGAAUUGUUAUACAGUGAAUUAUAAGUGAAAUAAUCUGUCUGUAAACAGUUGUUGGAAAAAUUACUUGUCAUGCACAAAGUAGAUGUCCUAACCGACUUGCCAAAACUAUAGUUUGUUAACAAGAAAUUUGUGGAGUUGUUGAGAAACAAGUUUUAAUGACUCCAACCUAAGUGUAUGUAACUUCGACUUCAACUGUAUAUAUAUAUAUAUAUAUAUAUAUAUAUAUAUAUAUGAAAUUAAUUUCAUUUGUUGUUUGUAUUGUUGACAAAGGGAAUAGGUUGCUCGUCCAAGCUUCUCCUAAAGUAAAUUGAAUUGAACUUGCCAAAAUUAUAUGAUUACUACUGUCUAUACAAAAAUAAAUAAAAUCCUUAAAAACGCUGCACUAGAGACCAUGAUUUAGCCAUAGAGGAUCAUUAGCUUCUUUUUAAAAAAUUGCUGUGGAUUGUUUUGAAAUCACAAGGCAAGGGCAUAACCUACAGUCGGGAAGCUUGCAAUUUGGGCCGCGUGCGCAGCAUUUCAAAUACUGAUUGUUUAUUUGCGGCUGUCUGUAAGGCCAUUCUACUGCCAAUGUUUUUUGCUAUGGAGAUUGCAUGGCUGUGUGCUCGAUUUUAUACACCUGUCAGCAACGGGUGUGGCUGAAAUAACAGAAUCCACAAAUUUUAAGGGGUGUCCACAUAAUUUUGCAUCUACCGUGUAUUUAGGUCAUUUAUGCACAUAUUACGUAACUGUAGGUCACUACAUGGAUCUGGCGUCAUUUCAGUUGUCGCUAUAUGUGUGUCUGUGUUUUACCACUGUGCCUCUGUGCUGCUUGCCCUUAGGGGUUUCAGGCUGGGUAUCUGUAAAAGCACAUUAUGAAAAUUGCUGGUGGUAAAACAGGCUUUAUAAAAUACAUUUGAUUAAUUUAAUUUGUGCUGUGUGACAGGUGACCCGUCUCAGCCCUCCUCCCUCCACUACAUGAACCCGUACCAGAUGAAUGCGUACGCCAUGGCUCUGAAGGCUGUAGGGGAGAUCAUCCAGGACUACGACAGUGACAAGCUCUUUCCAGCCUACGGCUUCGGAGCCAAGCUACCCCCCGAUGGAAAGAUCUCCCACGCCUUCCCUCUGGUUAGACACACACACACACACACACACACACACACACAAUGCUAUGAUUAGACACACAACCAGAAGGGCAUACACAUCAUGUAUCCGAUUAGAGUAAAACACCUCUAGUAUCAGAUAAAUAAAAAACAAACAGCAGAGGUGUUUUACUCUUAUCUAUUUACACCUUCAAUACACCUGUCUGUAGGUGUGUGUUAGUGUAUGUGGGUGUGUGUUAGUGUCUGUAGGUGUGUGUUAGUGUCUGUAGGUGUGUGUUAGUGUCUAGGUGUGUGUUAGUGUCUAGGUGUGUGUUAGUGUCUGUAGGUGUGUGUUAGUGUCUGUAGGUGUGUGUUAGUGUCUGUAGGUGUGUGUUAGUGUCUAGGUGUGUGUUAGUGUCUGUAGGUGUGUGUUAGUGUCUGUAGGUGUGUUUUAGUGUCUAGGUGUGUGUUAGUGUCUGUAGGUGUGUGUUAGUGUCUAGGUGUGUGUUAGUGUCUAGGUGUGUGUUAGUGUCUAGGUGUGUGUUAGAGUCUAGGUGUGUGUUAGUGUCUAGGUGUGUUAGUGUCUAGGUGUGUGUUAGUGUCUAGGUGUGUGUUAGUGUCUAGGUGUGUGUGUUAGUGUCUAGGUGUGUGUUAGUGUCUAGGUGUGUGUUAGUGUCUGUAGGUGUGUGUUAGUGUCUGUAGGUGUGUGUUAGUGUCUAGGUGUGUGUUAGUGUCUGUAGGUGUGUGUUAGUGUCUGUAGGUGUGUGUUAGUGUCUAGGUGUGUGUUAGUGUCUAGGUGUGUGUUAGUGUCUAGGUGUGUUAGUGUCUAGGUGUGUGUUAGUGUCUAGGUGUGUGUUAGUGUCUAGGUGUGUGUGUUAGUGUCUAGGUGUGUGUUAGUGUCUGUAGGUGUGUGUUAGUGUCUGUAGGUGUGUGUUAGUGUCUGUAGGUGUGUGUUAGUGUCUAGGUGUGAGUUAGUGUCUGUAGGUGUGUGUUAGUGUCUGUAGGUGUGUGUUAGUGUCUAGGUGUGUGUUAGUGUCUGUAGGUGUGUGUUAGUGUCUAGGUGUGUGUUAGUGUCUGUAGGUGUGUGUUAGUGUCUAGGUGUGUGUUAGUGUCUGUAGGUGUGUGUUAGUGUCUGUAGGUAUGUGUUAGUAUCUAGGUGUGUGUUAGUGUCUGUAGGUGUGUGUUAGUGUCUAGGUGUGUGUUAGUGUCUGUAGGUGUGUGUUAGUGUCUAGGUGUGUGUUAGUGUCUGUAGGUGUGUGUUAGUGUCUGUAGGUGUGUGUUAGUGUCUGUAGGUGUGUGUUAGCGUCUGUAGGUGUGUGUUAGUGUCUAGGUGUGUGUUAGUGUCUGUAGGUGUGUGUUAGUGUGUAGGUGUGUGUUAGUGUGUAGGUGCUAAUCUACGUUUCAUGUGUGGGAGAGGCAGGAAAAGGAGGCAGAGAAGGAGAGUGGGAGGAAAUGUGAGAGAGAACACAGUCUCAGGGCCCUAUUCAAUCAAAAUUGGCUACUGGGUUUCAGGAUAGGAGUGGCGUUUUAAAGGGAUGGGGCUGAUUGUGAUGCCAAUCAUGCCCUUGUUUGGCCUAAGAGCCUCAGCUGGGUUCAAUCACGGGCUGGGAAGGUGCUGGAAUGUGUCUGGCAGGGAGCAGAGAGGUUUUUGGCCACUGCAGCACACAGUGAAGUAUAUGGGCAAGUUGGAGAUAUGGAGAGAGAAGGUAAAGGUAUCUGUGGCGUUUGUGACACAUGUGGCAUUUAUAUUUUUGUUCAGUGUACAUUGUCACAAUGUAUUUUUCUUCUGAAUUUGAAUUAUCUGAGAAAUCGUUUAUUUUAGGUAAACGUUUAAGAUUAGGGCCUAAUGAAUUCAUUUUAAUUGACUGAUUUUCGUCAUAUGAACAUUAACCCAGUAAAAUCUUUGAAGUUGUUGCAUGUUGUGUUUAUAUUUUUGUUCAGUAUAUACUGUAAGUGAACGUCUCAAGGUCACCACUGAGGGUGUCUGUCUCUUCCACCACCAGCAGUAAGUAGUAAGUAACUAGCCGGUGCCCCCGCACAUUGACUCUGCACCGGUACCCCCCCUGUAUAUAUAGCCUCCCUACUGUUAUUUUAUUUUACUUCUGCUCUUUUUUUCUCAACACUUUUUUGUUGUUUUAUUCUACUUUUUUAUAAAAAAUAAAUGCACUGUUGGUUAAGGGCUGUAAGUAAGCAUUUCACUGUAAUGUCUGCACCUGUUGUAUUCGGCGCAUGUGGCCAAUAAAAUUUGAUUUGAAGCGUGCCCCGACAUUGUCUCAAUGCAGCUGUGAGAGCGCUCAGCUCACUGAGAGAGGACCUGAGUGAGGACAGGGUGUGGCCCAGGGGCCGAGCCUCAUCGCCUCGGUGACAGCUGGCCGCACGCGCUCAGCAGCCGGCUCAUCUCCCAGCCCUGCGGGGGACUCCCAGCAUCCUCUCACUUCCUCCUGAGGAGCCUCCCCAAUCACAGGCUCCGCUCCACUGGCUGCUGUUGUCAAGCCAACAGCUUUCUGUCUCUCUCUGACCUGCAGCAUUACUUCCCAAAAAACAACAAGAAAUGCAGGAACUCUGUGAACUGGGCUGGUCGGCUCUCCAGUGGCUAGUGGAAUAUUGAAGUCCCAUAUUAAUUAUAAAUAGAACGUGAUUUAUUAUUUACACUUUUUUUGUGGCAGGCACUUGACUUUUAUUGUUAUUACCACAAUGCACAUUUAGAGCUUACUUUUCCUAGGCAUUGUCCUUGAAAGGAGUGGAUGUGUAAAAAGUGGGUUGGUGGUUGAGGUUUGGAUCACCAGUGAAACAAUUUACCAUAGCAUUAUUGAUAACGGAAUGUCUUGUCACUUCUUCCUGUCCCUUGCAGAGUGGUGACAAUGAAAACCCUAACUGUGUGGGGAUAGAGGGAGUGUUGGAGGCGUACUUUCAGAGCCUCAGGACGGUCCAACUCUACGGACCCACCAACUUCUCUCCAGUCAUCAACCAGGUGGCACGGUAAGGAGAUUACACAGCACAUUCAUACAUACUAGAGUAGAAACACGCACAUCCCCUGGAGUUGCAAGGCUACACUAUGUACUUGAAGCUGUUUUCUCUGCCAGACUCGUUCUCCCCUAGGCAACGAUGCUCUCCCUCUCUGACUAGCAGACCGCUGUUCUCCCUGUCUGAUGCACUCCCUCUCUGAUGAGCAGACUGCCGCUCUCCCUCUCGGACUAGCAGACUGCCGCUCUCCCUCUCUGACUAGCAGACUGCCGCUCUCCCUCUCUGACUAGCAGACUGCCGCUCUCCCUCUCUGACUAGCAGACUGCCGCUCUCCCUCUCUGACUAGCAGACUGCCGCUCUCCCUCUCCGACUAGCAGACUGCCGCUCUCCCUCUCUGACUAGCAGACUGCCGCUCUCCCUCUCUGACUAGCAGACUGCCGCUCUCCCUCUCUGACUAGCAGACUGCCGCUCUCCCUCUCUGACUAGCAGACUGCCGCUCUCCCUCUCUGACUAGCAGACUGCCUCUCUCCCUCUCUGACUAGCAGACUGCCGCUCUCCCUCUCUGACUAAAAGACUGCUGCUCUCCCUGUCGCUCUUAUUAUUCAUUCAAAGUAUUCCCUAGUAUUGUUUUCCAUUGGAGUCAUUUAGCAGAAGCUCUUAUCCAGAGUGACUUACAGGAGCAGUUAGGGUUAAAUGUCUUGCUCAGGGGCACAUCGACCAAUCUUUCACCUCGUCGGGACUCGAACCAGCGACCUUGUGGUUACUGGCCCAAUGCUCUCAACCAGUAGGCUACCUGCCGCCCUGCUGCCUGUAAUGGCUCCAUACUGUACAAUAUGGCACAAUGAGAAGCUGUAAAGGCAGACUCCAUACUGUACAUAGAGCAGACACUCCUGUUGCAUAGUUACUGUGCUUGGCUACUACAUUAUAUUGGACCAUAGUGUCUGGAGGAGGGUUUAUACAGUCUAUGGGGUGUUAAUGUGCUUGGAGCACCUGCAGCACAAUAUGGAGAAGUGUCUGGAGAAAUGUGUCUUUCAGACAGCUGAUGUUCUUCUUUAGCUUCUGCUCAGAGUAGUCUUCAUGUGUGCGGAGAGCAUUUGAUUCCUCAAGUGUCAUUUAAGAAGUUUCUGGUGCUUCUGAAACAGGGAGGCAGGGAGUAAUUUCAUGGGAUCAUUUUUGGAGAACAAACCAAAAAAUUGUUUUUAGAAGUUUUUGGUGCUUCUCAAGUCAUGGAAGCAGUCAUUUCAGGAGAGCUCUGGCUAAGAUUUUUUUUUUUUAAUGCAUUGCGUUCAGGUUACUGACCAUGUGAUGGGAAAUUGAAGAGGACAUGGCAUUGCAAGGCCAUUCUAGCAGCUGUGUAAAGUUACCAGAAUAAUUACAUUUAACAUUUUAGUCAUUUGGAAGAGUUAUCCAGAGUGACUUACAGUUAGUGCAUUCAUCUUAAAGGGGCAAUCAGCAGUUGCUAAAUCCAUUUUUGGAUUUAUAAAUUAAAGGUCCUGAACAGUCAUUCUCUCAUGGCUAUCUACCAGGUAAUUUAAAAAGACAGGCUGAAAGGGUGGGGAGCUUACAUUCAUGAGCACGCCUUGACUGACAGCUCUUUGAAACGCCUAUGUGAAGCAACUUGGAUGCAGUGAGCAAUGUUGCAGUAAAAUCAUCUCAAUCAAAUUUGGUGAUACACAAAGCAACUCAAACAACAUUGAAAUUGCGUCAGUGAUAUCAUUUUAAAAAAAUACAAGGCGAUACUUUUAAAUUAGGUAAGAGAAUAUCAUGUUACCGUUGGUGUAUUAGCAUGAGAGGUAAAGGGAUAUCACCUUGUCCCCUUAAUAAUGAAUCCAAGUGUUUGACAUGCGGGAGGGGACCAGUAACUUUAUGAUCAAACUUUAUCAAUGUAGAAGCAACAGUCAUUUUUCAUACUUUGGUCAUCAUACUUUGAUCUGGUUUCCUUCAAAUAUCAACCAAUUUCAUAAAAAACAUGAUUUUGAUUGUUCAUGACCUUCAAUUAUAUGUACCCAUUGAUUCUUGAAGAUUAUAAUUUAUAAAUGCCUCAUGAGCUUAGUUCAACUGUCGUACCCCAUCAGAACCCAAACUAUAGGCUUGUUUUACUCCAAUGUUUGUAAACAAAGUAAAUGUAAACAAACACUAUAUACCCUCAAAACAUGGUUAGAUCUAACUUUUGAUACUGUAUCCAUAGCUCUGUCUGUGAAUUUGAGAGAGGUUACAUUUCUCCAGGCCCAUCCCUCAGCUUUUUCCCGAAACAGGGGUGGGGAAAACGCUAUGUUAUUGUUUCAGCUGCUGAUUGCCGCUUUAAGGUAAGGCUUGGGGAAAGGCAUUAACAUUAACAUUGGGUUAACAUACUGCUGUGCACCGCCAUUCAUUUUCUGCCGAUUAUAUAUACACUACCUUUUUGUUUUGGUCAGAGCCUGGUGUAGUGAUAUUGAUGGUUUCUCACAACUAAUGGCUUCUACGGUUGUGGCUAGAUGGAGUAUAGCUACAGACAAAAGUGACUUUACGUAGCAGGUUAGCAGAACUAACGCAACAGGUUAGGAGAAUUAACAUAGCCGGUUAGGAUCAUUAGGUUAAGGUUAGGAAAAAGUUUAGGGUUAGGUUUAGCUAAAAUGCUACAGUUGUCCCUGACGCAACAACUGGAGCUGCAGCUAUACUCCAUCUAGCCCCAACCGUAGAAGCCAUCAACUCAGAGAAACCAUCAAUAUCAAACCGAAAUUGGUAUAGCCUACAACUGGCACUACCAUAGGAAAUUGUGAAUGGCUUGGAACCAGCUUGGCACAGCAUUUCAGCCAAUCAGAUAGCAGAUUUCUCUGAAAUGGUUUUGAUCUUACCAGUUGUUUUCCUGAAUUUAUCAACCAUUUUCCCUCCCUCAAUAAAGCAGCUGUCAGCGAAGUCAAGACAUUUUUACAUUUAAGUCACGCUCUUAUCCAGAGCGACUUACAGUAGUGAGUGCAUACAUUUUCAUACUUUUUUUUUCCCAUGAUGGUCGCCCACAGGAAUCGAACUCACAACCCUGGCAUUGCAAGCACCAUGCUCUACCAACUGAGCCACAGUUAGUAUGGAAAGACAAGUGUGUGUAAGUGCAAUAAAGGCACGUUAUUUAUUUUUCUGUGCGCUGUAAUAACCAGCCAUGUGUCAUCCCACUACCUAGCUCACUGCUACCUGGUACACUACUGUUCAAAAGGUUGGGGUCACUUAGAAAUGUCCUUGUUUUCCAUGAAAACAUACAUGAAAUGAGUUUGAAUAGGACAUAUAGCAAAAUGAAUAUGAAAUGUAGUCAUUGACGAGGUUAGAAAUAAUGAUUUUUAAUAGAAAUAAUAAUUGUGUCCUUCAAACUUUGCUUUCGUCAAAGAAUCCUCAGUUUGCAGCAAUUACAGCCUUGCAGACCUUUGGCAUUCUAGUUGUCAAUUUGUUGAGGUAAUCUGAAGAGAUUUCACCCCAUGCUUCCUGAAGCACCUCCCACAAGCUGGAUUGGCUUGAUGGGCACUUCUUACGUACCAUACGUUCAAGCUGCUCCCACAACAGCUCAAUAGGGUUGCGAUCCGGUGACUGUGCUGGCCACUCCAUUAUAGACAGAAUACCAGCUGACUGCUUCUUCCCUAAAUAGUUAUUGCAUAGUUUGGAGCUGUGCUUUGGGUCAUUGUCCUGUUGUAGGAGGAAAUUGGCUCCAAUCAAGCGCCAUCCACAGGGUAUGGCAUAGCGUUGCAAAAUGGAGUGAUAGCCUUCCUUCUUCAAGAUCCCUUUUACCCUGUACAAAUCUCCCACUUUACCACCACCAAAGCACCCCCAGACCAUCACAUUGCCUCCACCAUGCUUGACAGAUGGCAUCAAGGACUCCUCCAGCAUCUUUUCAUUUGGUCUGCGUCUCACAAAUGUUGUUCUUUGUGAUCCGAACACCUCAAACUUCGAUUUGUCUGUCCAUAACACUUUUUUCCAAUCUUCCUCUGUCCAGUGUCUGUGUUCUUUUUCCCAUCUUAAUCUUUUUUUUUAUUGGCCAGUCUGAGAUAUGGCUUUUUCUUUGCAACUCUGCCUAGAAGGUCAGCAUCCCGGAGUCGCCUCUUCACUGUUGACGUUGAGACUGGUGGUUUGUGGGUCCUAUUUAAUGAAGCUGCAAGUUGUGGACCUGUGAAGCGUCUGUUUCUCAAACUAUACACUCUAAUGUAUUUGUCCUCUUGCUCAGUUGUGCACCGGGGCCUCACACUCCUCUUUCUAUUCUGGUUAGAGCCAGUUUGCACUGUUCUGUGAAGGGAGUAGUACACAGCGUUGUACGAGAUCUUCCGUUUCUUGGCAAUUUCUCGCAUGGAAUAGCCUUCCUUUCUCAGAACAAGAAUAGACUGACGCGUUUCAGAAGAAAGUUAUUUGUUUCUGGCCAUUUUGAGCCUGUAAUCGAACCCACAAUUGCUAAUGCUCCAGAUACUCAACUGGUCUCAAGAAGGCCAGUUUUAUUGCUUCUUUAAUCAGCACAACAGUUUUCAGCUGUGCUAACAUAAUUGCAAAAGGGUUUUCUAAUGAUCAAUUAGCCUUUUAAAAUGAUAAACUUGGAUUAGCAAACACAACGUGCCAUUGGAACACAGGACUGAUGGUUGCUGAUAUCGGGCCUCUGUACGCCUAUGUAGAUAUUCCAUUAAAUAUCAGUCGUUUCCAGCUACAAUAGCCAUUUACAACAUUAACAAUGUCUAUGCUGUAUGUUAUUUUAAUGGACAGAAAAAUUGCUUUUCUUUUCGAAAACAAGGACAUUUCUAAGUGACCCCAAACUUUUGAACGGUAGUGUAUGACAGAGCACAGUAAAUCCCUCAUUCGACCCAGGUCUCAGACAAGGAUCCAUGCUACACUCAGCCAAGUGGAACACCUUAAUGACCUUUUACAGUUUUUGCCCAUUGCUUACACACUAAAACCGAAUGCUUAGACCAAAGCCUCAAUACCUAAACUUCUUGUAGCAUACCUUAAACACAGUGUAACCAUAGCUUAAACACAAUGUCAACUUUGCACUUUGUUUGCAAUUCUGUAACACACUUAUUGUGAAACACUACACACGUUUUCUUACAUUAGAAACUUUGUUCAAAAACGAAAUCACCUGUUAUCAUUGGGAAAACACUCUGUUCAAAAUGCAAAACUCAUCUGGCAAUUGUAUGCACUUACAUACACACCUGAAAACACUUGCACAGAAAACAGAACACCAAUCAGUCUGAGCCUUAGCACUACAAAUAGGCCUCAGGUAAGCCAUUUUUAGAACUUUGCAAGCAUGGAGGCAAUGAGAGUCAGAGUAAGAGGAGGACAAAGAGAGAGAGGAGUCGGAUGUGGAAGAGGACGUGGAAGAGGACGAGGACCAGUGCGGAGACGUAUAUCAGAUGACAUCAGGGCUACUCUGGUGGACCAUGUGAUAAAUCAUGGCCUGUCCAUGAGGGAGGCUGGGCAAAGAGUCCACCCUAACCUCAGUCGCUACACAGUAGCAUCGAUAAUAAGGACAUUCCGACUGGAGAACAGGUAGAUCUUCAAGUUUCUACUCCAGACUGUACCUACUGUAUGUGUCACAUGAUUCUGUAUCAUAUUACAGUAUUACUGUACUAACUAUACAAAAAUGGGUAGUGCUGUGAAGUACUGUAUAUGUAAAGGAAUACCAUUGUGAUGUUGCAGUACUGUGUACAGUUUGAAAGUACAGUAUGUGAAAAAUAACCUAACCAAUGACAUCUUGUGGUGGCAUUUUCUACAGAAUGGUUGGACGACCUCCUCAAGGUGGAAGGGAAUGGCUCUUCACUCAACAUAAAGAGCUUGCCAUCAUUGAAAUGGUGCGAGAAAAUAAUGCAAUCCGACUUCGUGAGUUGCAACAACGCAUAAUUGCAAAUGGAAAUGAAUUCAACAAUAUCAACAGGGUCAGCAUUUCUACACUAAGUCGCAUCCUACAGAAACAUAACUUCAGAAUGAAGCAGCUGUACAGGGUGCCAUUUGAGAGGAACAGUGUCAGGGUCAAGGAUCUGCGCCAUGAUUAUGUGCAGGUAUGUGUCACUUUACUUUAUAUACUAUAUAUUGUGAUGUGGGAAUGAGGGUUUAUGCUGCCACCUGCCCUGCCUGUAGCUUGUAGUUUUUGUCUAUACUCACCCAACCCAGCCCCUACUUGUGUGAAAAUAUAGACAUUGUAGUUACUGUAUGUGUUUUCAGUAACACUAUUCAAUAUUUUCUGUUACAGACAGUUCUGGAGUUUGAUGCCGCCGAACUGCCGCAUGAGUUCAUCUACGUGGAUGAGGCAGGCUUCAAUCUGGCCAAAACCAGGCGUCGGGGCCGUAACGUAGUUGGACAAAGGGCUGUUGUAAAUGUCCCUGGGCAGCGGGGGGGAAAUAUCACCUUGUGUGCUGCAAUUAGUUUCCAAGGAGUCCUACAUCAUCAUGCCACUCUAGGUCCCUACAAUACAGGACAGAUCAUUGCAUUUCUAGAUGCACUACAUGCAGUUGUGCAGGACAGACCAUAGCAGCCCAGGUUUGUUGUCAUCUGGGAUAAUGUUAGUUUCCACCGGGCUGCUCUGGUCUGAGAUUGGUUCAACAACCAUAAUCAUUUCACAGUUUUAUACCUGCCCCCUUACAGCCCCUUUCUAAAUGCAAUUGAGGAAUUAUUUUCAGCGUGGCGGUGGAAAGUAUAUGAUCGGCAACCACAUGCCCGCAUGACUCUUCUGCAAGCAAUGGAAGAGGCAUGUGGAGACAUUGAGGUGGGAAUCAAUCCAAGGGUGGAUUCGGCACACAAGGCGAAAUUUUUCCCCGAUGCCUAGCCCACAAGGACAUCGCCUGUGAUGUUGAUGAGGUCUUGUGGCCAGAUCCGAACAGAAGGCGUGAUCCAUAAGCCCCCCGGCCCCCCACCACACACACAUUUUACAUUUACAUUUUAGUCAUUUAGCAGACGCUCUUAUCCAGAGCGACUUACAGUUAGUGAAUACAUUUUUUUUUUUAUACUGGCCCCCCGUGGGAAACGAACCCACAACCCUGGCGUUGCAAACGCCAUGCUCUAUCAACUGAGCUAUAUCCCUGCCGGCCAUUCCCUCCCGUACCCUGGACAACGCUGGGCCAAUUGUGCGCCAUCCAUGGGUCUCCCGGUCCCGGCCGGCUGAGACAGAGCCUGGAUUCGAACCAGGAUCUCUAGUGGCACAGUUAGCACUGCGAUGCAGUGCCUUAGACCACUGCACCACUCAGGAGACAUACACACACACACACGCACACACACACACAAAACAAGUAUAUGUUUUUUCCCCCAAUAGCAAUUUAUCCAGUAAUUGUUUUGUUUUCUUACUUUUGUUUUGUUGCUAAAUUUGAUGUUAAGAAUUUCUGUAAGAAUGUUUUUUUUUUUGUAAAAACUUUUUUGUAAAUACUGUUUGAUUACUGCAGAAAUUCUACUUUUGAGUUUUACAGAAGACAAUGACAAUAAAAUGACAAUAAAAAUAGAAACACAAAGACUGCAGUGUUUUAUAUAAAGACCAUCAGUGUGUUGCUGGUGAUAUGAAAGAGUAAUUCAAAUGUUGCUUGUGUGUAUGGUUUUGUUGCAAGAAUUUCAUUUUUAGAAAGGAGUGUUAAGUUUUGAUUGCAGUGUUUCAUUUUGGCAUAUAUGUGAGUUGUUAAUCUCCAAGUGCUAUGUCUGAUUGGCUUGUGUGUUGAGUUUUGACAUAAUGAGUCAAAUUCUGCAAAAAGUGUGUAAGCAAUAGGCAAAAACUGUAUUAGGGAUGUAUUUUUAGAGCCAGUCCAGAGAGGACAUUGUCGAUAACCUACAGACAAACAACUGUAACACACGUCUUGGAGCUUCUCUAACAUAAAAACAGAUUGGAUGUGAAAUGUAUUUUGUAUUUUAUUUUGUAUUAAUUUUUGGGGGGUCGAUCCUCUCGUUCUGAGAUGAGAGGUGGCUGCUGGGUAAUGCCAGAGGUCAAAGUGUCAAGGCUCACUGGAUAAUGGUCCUUCAUUUUGUCUCUAGUGAGAGGCUGUAAACAUUUGCGGCAGGUAGCUUAGUGGUUAAGAGCGUUGUGCCAGUAACCGAAAGGUUGCUGGUUCUAAUCCCCGAGCCAGCUAGGUGAAAAAUCUGUCGAUGUGCCCUUGAGCAAGGCACUUAACCCUAAUUGCUCCUGCAAGUCACUCUGGAUAAGAGCGUCUGCUAAAUGACUAAAAUGUAAAUGAUAUAAAUUCACACUCAAUCCCACUCAGGCACACAGUCCUCCCUGAGUGUUAACUCGCCAGUGUGUGCGUGUGCCACCUCAGGUCUGCGCAGGAUGUGACGGAUGGCUCUCAGUACUUUGUGUUGUUGAUGAUCACAGAUGGAGUUAUCUCUGACAUGGUGCAGACAAAGGAGGCUGUGGUCAAUGUGAGUACAGGACUUUUCCUCUUUCAGCUGGGCCAUCUUAUCUGCAGACAUUGUUCUGAGUUGAGGCAGUCUGCAAACCAAGCAUAUCCUACUACUGUCUGUCUGUCUGUCACUCCUGUUUUUUUCUCUCCCUACAGGCAGCUGCUCUCCCCAUGUCCAUCAUCAUCAUCGGGGUCGGACCUGCAGAGUUUGACGGUGAGCAUAGCGCCCCUAGAUAUAGAACAGAGGACCAAACUCUCCUGCUCAGCUGUUAUUGGAGGACUUAUAAGGAGCUUUUCUCCUUUGAGGGUUCCUUUAGAAAAUCAGUGCUGUACAGAGUCAAGUAUCCUGGCCCUCUUCAGAUCAAUGACUCCUUAACGGCGGGAGGGAGGGAGGGAGGGAGGGAGGGAGGGGAGUCUCUGUUCCUGCCCAGUGAGGCAUAACCCUUGGCAUCAUCUGCGCUCGAUUCGGCUAAAUUUUUCCCUUGGUUAGGCAAUCGAACGCAUUGAAGUCAGCCAGGCAUUGCUCAGGUCACAGGGUCAGACUGCCUGUUAGCAGCUCAGGCGAGCAACUCUUCAGCUGUAGCUUUGUGGGAAAAUGUGUGUCUAUCAGUGGAGGACGGCUCAUAAUAAUGGCUGGAAUGGAGUCAAUGGAAUGGCAUCAAACACACAUGUGGUUAAUACCACUCCAUUGACUCCGUUCCAGCCAUUAUUAUGAGCCGUCCUCCCCUCAGCAGCCUCCACUGGUGUCUUGUGUUUCAAGACUUAUCUGGUUUAUUUGUCCGAUCCUGUGUGGGUCUGUGCAUUUGUGUGGAUGCGUCUGUCUGGGAGUUCUGUGUGCAGUAUUCUGUGUGGUUAUGAAUACUUCUUUUUGUCAGGGUUGAUCUGUCUCGGUAUCAGACUAAAUUAGAUGUUCUGUAAGCCUUUUAGAAUGACCUUUCUAUUCAUUUUACAUUUUAGUCAUUAUGCAGAUGAUUUUAUCCAGAACAACUUACAGUAGUGAGUACAUACAUUUUCAUAUUUGUUCAUACUGGUCCCCCAUGGUUAUCAAACCCACAACCCUGGUGUUGUAAGUGCCAUGCUCUACCAACUGAGUCACACGGUAUCAAUGAGUCCACAGUCCUUUAACAGCGCUUAGUCUGAUUUUAAAUAACUGCUAGCAGCACUUAACAUUUCCCUUCUGGUAUCUGCUGAAGUUUUGACUUGAAGUGUUCCCGGGUCUGAAAGCUUCUUCGUGUCAAACUGACUGUUGUACCUUUUCAUUGUUUUUCAUUGUCUAGCCAUGGAGGAGCUAGAUGGUGACGAGGUCAGGGUGUCCUUCAGGGGGCACUUUGCUGAAAGAGACAUUGUGCAGGUAGGUUGUGGCCAGACACCCGAGAAAUUUUAAUGAUUUAGUCUAUGUGCACUAACGUUAUAUUUGAUGAAAGGGAAACCACACGCUCUCGUAGUUCUGAUACAGUCAUGUAUUUAUUCCCAAGAACCAACCAGUUUAUUCUCCCAGAUAUUAGGGAAGACUUCCAGUACCCUACUGCAGUGUGUCCCUGUCAUCGUCCACCCCCCCUUACCCCCCCCCCCCCCCCCCCAACCCCCCUACAGUUCGUUCCUUUCCGGGACUACAUGGACCGGUCGGGGAACCAGGUCCUGAGCAUGGCCCGGCUGGCCAAGGACGUGCUGGCUGAGAUCCCUGAGCAGCUGCUGGGGUUCAUGAAGACCAGAGGUAUCGAGCCACGGCCCACCCUCUCCUCCUCAGACCUGCCUGACCUCCACAGGCACAUCUGA